AUGACAAUGCCGGUGGUCAAAGUGGAGAAAGACUCUGCAGCAGACACUUUGUCUGACUCCAACCAUCCGCCACAGACAGAGGAGCAGCCCAAAGGUCGCAGGAGGAAGAGACCUCUCCAGCGAGGGAAACCCCCGUACAGCUACAUCGCUCUCAUUUCCAUGGCCAUAGCAAACGCCCCGGAUCGAAAACUGACCCUGGGGGGCAUCUACAAAUUCAUCACAGAGCGUUUCCCCUUUUACAGAGACAAUUCAAAGAAGUGGCAGAACUCCAUCCGCCACAACUUGACACUCAAUGAUUGCUUUAUCAAGAUCCCCCGAGAGCCAGGGAGGCCAGGGAAGGGCAACUACUGGGCUCUGGAUCCAAACGCAGAGGACAUGUUCGAGAGCGGCAGCUUCCUGAGGCGGAGAAAGAGGUUUAAGCGCUGUGACUUGGCCACAUACACCGCGUUCGUGCAGGAGACACCAGUUUUCUCUCCCGUCCAGAUUGCCAGGUCAGCUGCAUAUUCCAGCUCGUUCUACUCCAACAUGACCGUCAGUCCGAGCUACGGGCAGCAGCUACCGUCUGCCUACUACCCCUCGUCAUCACCUCCUGGUUUCGGACCAGGUCAGACCCGCACGUUCAGCAUCAACAACCUCAUGGGACACCCGACUCCAGCGAGCAUGCUGGGAGGUCAAGGGGCUGAGGGGAUGCAGCAGCCCAGUCGGAGCUUCAGUCCCGAGGGGCUUCCGAACGGAUCCAGUCCCUGCAGCCUGGGAGCCCCGGCUUUCCAGGGCCAAGGAUGCGGAGGACCCGUGCCGUCCCGCUCCUCCGCCCAUCCCGGGUUUACCUACUCCGGGCAAAGCAUCCACCCACACCACGGCUCAUAUGUACAGGGCCAUACCCAGGGCUAUGCAGCCACGGGACGCCUCCAUGCCUCAGCCCACGGACACGCAGAGUCCAUGGAGCAUUACGGCAGGAUCUCCCCAGUGCAGCUGGGUUCCUUCUCCCAGUAUAACAGUGCUGCGGGUCCCAUCAGCAACACCGGGGGUUACCUGCGACACCCCACAUACCCAGGGAAUAUAGACAGAUUUGUGUCUGCUAUCUGA
Limanda limanda (common dab) is the source of this 1086-nucleotide messenger RNA. RefSeq names its product forkhead box E1 (gene foxe1). Lineage: Eukaryota; Metazoa; Chordata; Actinopteri; Pleuronectiformes; Pleuronectidae. Gene Ontology annotation, biological process: cell differentiation; anatomical structure morphogenesis; regulation of transcription by RNA polymerase II. The record is from RefSeq and is a predicted model, not a curated record. The transcript has a single exon. The coding region runs from base 1 to 1086 and encodes 361 amino acids. Gene Ontology annotation, molecular function: RNA polymerase II cis-regulatory region sequence-specific DNA binding; DNA-binding transcription factor activity, RNA polymerase II-specific.